UCGGUGUUCUUUUUUUUUUUUUUUCUUUUAACCGUCAAUGCAGUCUCUCCGUCGCCCAAAUUCUCAAACAUUCAAACAGAUCAAAGCAAAACGAUGGCGGCGCCGCCUCAUGGUCCUUACACCGCCACGAACCUCUCCUUUCCGUAAUUUCUUUUCACUCUUUUGUUUCGGUACCGUGUUAAACGUUCCAUUUUUUUGAUUUUUUUUAUCUGCAUGUGAUUUUGAAAAUCCGUCGAACACCUAAAGUGCACCAAAAUUUUUUUUUUUUUCAAAAUUUUCCGGUAUGAAUUCAACCAUGGAAGAACCAGAAACAAGCUUAGUUGAAGAAAGGGAAGAGCUCAUGGUUUCACCCGAUAGCGAAAACGAAAACAAAAACCCUUGUUUAAGAACAGCUCAUUUCCUCAAACCUAUUUCAAGUUCCCUUGAAACCCCACUUCCUAAGCUUCCUUCACAACGUUUUUCUUCAAUUGAACCUAAAGAUCUGCCUUUAAGUAUCAGUUUCCAUGGGUGGAGAUGCAGGGCAAGUAAUUGGUCGGCAUGGGUUGAAAAGAUGGUUGUUUUACAUGAAUCAACUUGGAAGGAAGCUGGUAUCUAUGAAGCCAUCGUGAAUUCAACUUAUCAGAUUAAGAGAAACAGUGAUUUAGUUCUUGGUUUAGCUGAGAAAUGGUGUUGUGGGACUAAAAGUUUCUUGUUUUCUUGGGGAGAAGCUAGUGUUACACUUGAAGAUAUGAUGAUCCUUGGGGGGUUUUCUGUUCUGGGUUCCCCUGUUUUCACCCCACUCGAAGCUGAAGAAUCGAAGGAAGCCGAAGAGAAUUUAAAGAGUGCAAGGAUCGAAAUCGUGAGAAGCAAAGCUAAAAAGGCUUGCCCUCGUUUAUGGAUGCAGAGAUUCAUGGACAGUGGCAAUGAAAUCGAGCAUGAAGCGUUUCUUUCCUUUUGGCUUUCGAGGUAUGUUUUCACUAAUGCACACGAAACGAUUAGGGAACAUGUUUUUCCCAUUGCAGUUCAUUUAGCUAGAGGGACAAGGCUUGCGUUAGCACCUGCUGUACUUGCUAGUAUUUAUAGAGAUUUGUGUUUGUUGAAAGAUGCAAUUACCGCUUCAACUAAAAUGGGGAAAGAAGAGGUGUUUAAGCUUACCCUUUGGUCACCAUUUCAAUUAGUUCAGGUUUGGGCUUGGGAGAGAUUUGCCGAGUUAAGACCCAAACCGAAUCCGAUAGUGAAAGGUGAGCAAAGGUUGGUUCAAUGGCACGAUGUGAGUUGCAAGGUUGAGAAUGUGAGGUUAGCUCUAGAGUUAGCUAAUGGAAGUUUUGAAUGGCGGCCUUAUACGAUGCAGAUUGAUAACUGGAAACAACCUAAGUUUUAUAGGGAGAAGGAAUUUUGUAUAUGGACUACUGCACGUCUCGAUAAAGAGCUAGAGUCCUUUGUUCGUUGUUUGAAGGUCUGUGAGCUAGUGGGGCUUGAUUGCAUAGAACAAUACUUUCCCCAUCGAGUUGCGAGGCAAUUUGGAAUAGAUCAAGAUAUUCCCAGUUGUGUUCCUCAAUCAAAAGAUCAGACUCCUGAGCUUGCCUGGCUCAAUUACUGUGAAUCACUCACUGGUGUAAAAUUAUACAUUCCUUCUUGGCUAUAUAAAGCUGGUGUUACGGCACGGUACUUGAAAUGGUGGAACAAGUCGGUAUUGGAGAGCAAAGGAGCAGCUAAGGGGUUGAAGAAAUCAGCAAAGAAGCCUAAAGGAAAGAAACAAGAGAAAAGUUCUUCUGGUUGCCUUGGCUUUCAUCAGACAAUAGAGAGUUUCCCUGGAAAGGCUGAAGCUAAUGAUCCGUCGGUUUCUCCUAAUUGCUCCACGAAGAGCUUGAAGAAACAAGGAGACAAUAUCAACAAGACUACUAAUGCUAGUGGUUCCUUCUCUCGUUUUCCUCUUAGGAAAUCAAAGAGUGUAUCCCAGAUUUUAGAAGAAAAGCAAGUGAGCAACAAUGAUUCUAUGUCCAGCUCUUGCAGAAGGACCUCUAUGAAAUCAGCCAAGAAUCUGAAAAGAAAGAAAGAAGUCAAGGAGAAAUCUACUUCUCCCAAUGUUCCUUUGGGAAGUUCCAAAGAAUCAGUACAAACUUUGAAAAGAAAGGACAAAGAUGAGAAAGAUUCUGCUUCUCCCGGUUUCAUUAAGAAAUGCAUGAAAAAAUCCGCAGUGAGAUCUAAAGGAAUGAAGGAAGAUACUCCUUUGUCUGCCUCUUCUAGAUUUGCUUCAGGAAGCUCCAAAAAACCAGCAUCGGUUGUGAAAGACAAGGAGGAAGGUAGCAGCGAUUCUGCCCAUCAGGUUUUACCUUUAGCGAAUGCAAAAAAAUUACCCAGCACUGUUGAAAGGAAGAAGGGACCCAGUGCCGAUGAUCCUAUUUGUUCCGUGCGGAAGUUUGAUGGAAAGGAAGCAGAGGAUUGUCUUGAGGAUAAUAAUCCAACUAUAGCAGAAAUGAUGAGAUCUUGCAAGAAGCGUCGUAAGGUCAAAACUAAAGAUUCUGAUGAUGAUGGAAACCCAUCAGGCCAUUCUCAAGGUCUUUCAUCAACAAUUGCAGAUGACGAGGUUGUUAAAUAUUUGGAGCCAUUAGCAAUAUUGGCCGAAAAGGUUAUCGAGGAUGAAUCUGUGCUAAGAAUAGGGGAAACUUUUGAAGGUCCCUACAAGGAUCAGAGAGAACCAAAGAUAGUGCAGGAGGAAAUUGUGAUGGGAGAAUCAGAACAAACAGUUAAAGAUGCAGAGGAUGGCCUGCCAAAACAACCAGUUCCCGAAAUGCUAAGCAUCAAUGGUGUUGAAGGAGAGUGCAGUUGCUAUGCAGUUGACAUACCGGGAUUAACACUUGAAGCUCGGAUUAGCAGGCUUGAGAAACUGGUUGAAGAGCUAAAAGCAAUGAGAUCUGCUUGCAAGUAGUCCAUAGCUAUUAGCAUCAAGAUGAGUUUGCGCAGCUACAGCAGAUUGAAAAAUUGUCGGCAUGAGCAUUAACCACAGUCUUCUUGGAUGCAGCAUCUUCUUCCCUCAGGUUGCUUUGCCUUUUUAUUUUUCGUUUAUCUUUUCCGGCUCUUUCUUUUUAACCCUACUUAUGUAUCAUUAGAGGUUCAUUGUGUUCUUAGUUUAUGUCUGUGGAGUAUAAAUAUUCGUCUUCGAACAAGCUGUUUCCUUGGGAUGCAUUACCUUCUUCCGUUGGGUUGUAUUGCUUUUUUAUUAUCUUUUUCAUUUAUAGCUCAAUUUUUGGUUUUGAACCCUACUUACGGGGUUAUUAGAGUUCGGUUGAUGGUCUUCUUAGUUUAUGGUUUAAAGCAGACAAACUUGUAAAGCUCAAACUCCUGGAUGUAUACUUGUACCAUUAUCUUUCUAAGCUAUAUGAAUUCUUUUAUAGGGAA
Messenger RNA from Gossypium raimondii (Peruvian cotton), 3378 nucleotides. RefSeq lists its product as uncharacterized. The coding region runs from base 284 to 2908 and encodes 874 amino acids. Gene Ontology annotation, biological process: meristem maintenance; meristem development. NCBI's taxonomy places the organism in Eukaryota, Viridiplantae, Streptophyta, Magnoliopsida, Malvales, Malvaceae. The record is from RefSeq and is a predicted model, not a curated record. The transcript has 2 exons.